GUAAGACACGCGUGCGCGUCCAAAGCCACUGCCAUUUCCGCUUGGAUAACUACAUCAAUCACCAUCAACUGAACAAGCAAGUUUGCAGGAAAUCGAGCAUGGCAGGACUGGAGCAACUGGUGCAAAUGAUAUAUCAUGAGAGGCAGCAGGAAGGAUCAAAUCUUUGUGCGCAGCAUGCGCUCAAUUCGCUACUUCAGGGAAACUAUUUCACAGCCCCCGAUCUCUCUGAAUUUGCUCGGAAGAUGGACACUCUGGAGGAGUCAUCGCGUUAUGGCGAUGCCAUUCGAGUACAUACUAGUGCCAACAUGGAUGAUACAGGAUUUUUCUCUGUGCAAGUGUUAGAGGAAGCACUUAAUGUCUGGAAUCUCAGCCUGAUACGCUGGCGCUCUGAGGCUAUGAAGCCAUAUCAGGACGAGCCACAUAACCAAGCCGCAUUCGUACUCAACCAGAAUCAGCAUUGGUACACAUUGCGACGAUUUGGAGAUCUCUCUAAUCCAGGUGAUGGCCACUGGUUCAACCUCGACUCCACUAAGCGCCAGCCACAAUGGAUCAGCAAACUCUACCUUGGCAUGUUCUUGCAACAAGCUGAGAGCGACGGAUACUCUAUCUUCGCAGUUACGCAGAUCGAUCCAGAUGUACACUCUCAACUUCCCCAUGUAGACGCAGAUGAGAUCGCAUCUACUUUCCCAGAUCCUACUUCAGCAGCUCGGGAUGACGUGGAACCUGGUUUCGAGAAUGAAGAUAUGGAGCUGCAAGCAGCCUUACAAGCAUCGCUUAUGGGGGCUGGAGAACCCAGUGGCUCAUGGGCCACGCCGGGUUCCUACCAUCCCGCACAAGCUAGUCUAUCCGCCCCUAACAUACGCGGAUCGAGUUCAUCGAGUUCAACCAGAGGAGCUAUGCCAGGCAUUCCUCCCAACCAAGACCCGUACGGUAACGCCGACGUUGACCCGAUUACUGCGUCCAUGGAGCGUGAUCGUAUACUCAUGGAGCGCAUGCGACGUGAGCAAGAAUUGGAGUUUAGACAGCAGUACGAGGAGGAGGUUGCACGGUUUGGAAGUCGGCAACCGCCACGCGAACCACAAGAUGAUGGCAAUGAAGACGAACAUUUACGUCGUGCAAUUGCGGAUUCAUUAGCAGAACGGCAUGCCAGAGGAGACUUUGAUGAUGACGAUUCUGAAGACUCAGACUACGCGACCCCUCCCGAAGCAAGGGUACCAUAUAGCAUGGGGCAGCGUGACCGAGUUUAUGAUGAUGAUGACGCCAACUUUCAGGCCGCACUGAGAGCAUCAUUGGAGGGUGCAGCUCCGGAAUUUCCCCCCCUUCCAAUACAAUCACUUCCAACGAGACAAUUACCUUUGUCGCAUAUCCCCACAGCCCUCGAGGAUAACGAGACGGACGGUCAAUCGGAGGCAGAUACUAGCACGGUUGCAUCAGAAACCGACGCAGAAGCAGCUUUAAGUAUGGAAGAGAUGCGUAGAAGAAGGCUCGCAAGAUUUGGUAGUUGAAGGUGUACUUAUAUUGGAUUGAAGUCGCUAACAGUAAUCAUACAACCAGCGAGUGCAUUGCGUUGUACAUUUAAGAGUCCACCAUUAUAAU
Suillus paluster is the source of this 1596-nucleotide messenger RNA. Its product is annotated as Josephin-domain-containing protein. Gene Ontology annotation, biological process: protein deubiquitination. Gene Ontology annotation, cellular component: nucleus. NCBI's taxonomy places the organism in Eukaryota, Fungi, Basidiomycota, Agaricomycetes, Boletales, Suillaceae. The transcript is spliced from 6 exons. Gene Ontology annotation, molecular function: cysteine-type deubiquitinase activity. The record is from RefSeq and is a predicted model, not a curated record. Bases 99 to 1505 code for a protein of 468 amino acids.